UUGAACCAGGGAGGUAUUUCAUGCAGCAGGAUCACUGAGUUAGCUAGGCUGUAUGAAACCCAGAACAUAUAUGUUGUGAGAUUUGUUGCCAGGGCAUUGUGGUUAAAGCUGUCUCCUGUUCAGGAGUCCUUCCCAUCUUUGCGUUAUCAAUGAAAAAAAAAACCUAUUGGACGGUUGGGUUGCAGACGAGCGACAAUGACAGUUUUCCCCUUCCUCCCUCCCUCUCUCUCUAUAAAACUGUCGCGCACCAAGGAGACGCACAGGAAGAGGGAAGCACAGCCCGUGCUGGUCACACCCAGAGGAAACAAGAGAACAGGUGUGCUUCUCACAGGCCCACUCUCACGCUCGCUCGGUCACCAGGCACUUUCCGCUGCACCUGGGGAAGGUCUGUAAAAUAGCAAAAUGGGCUGCUUCAAGAUUCUCAAAACCAUAAUGUUCCUUUUCAAUGGGAUCAUCGUUGUGGCAGGUGGGGCGAUCCUGGGCGUGGGUGUGUGGGUGAAGGUGGACAGCGGCUCUCUCCUGGGCUUCCUGGGCAGCAUUAAAAACGCUCCGGGGGAGCUCAGCCAGGUGCUGAACGUGGGCUACCUGCUGAUCGCCGUGGGAGCAGUGCUGCUGCUCAUCGGCUUCCUGGGCUGCUGUGGAGCGGCCAAGGAGAGCAAGUGCAUGCUCCUGCUGUUCUUCGUCAUCGUGCUCAUCAUCUUCAUCGCAGAAGUGGCGGGGGCCAUUGCAGUCCUGAUCUUCAAACCCCUGGUGGCAGGCCUCAUUAACUCCGUUGGUGAAGACGCCGUUAAAAGCAUUAAGAGAAUCUAUGAUUCAGACUCCGAUUUCACUGCGCUUUUAAACACCACCAUGUAUGGGCUGACGUGCUGUGGGUUCUAUGGCUACUCUGACUUCACAGGUUCUCCAUUCACCAAUAGGACCCAGCAGUACCCAGGACCCUGCUGCAACGGGUCACUUUGCGACCAAGAAGAAGCACGUGGAAUGAACGUGACCGGGUGCCUCGGCAGGGUGGGGGAGCUGAUCGAGGAGAACGCGGUGGUCCUGGGUGGAGUGGCACUCGGGAUCGGUGCUCUCGAGAUUGCUGCGAUGGUCGUAGCCAUGACCCUGUACUGUAAGAUUGGCAAGUGAAGAUCGGAGGCCCUGAGGCACACGGACACAGCGGCCAGCCCCAUCCCAGCCAAGCCCAAAUCCAGACAUCCUCUGAUCCAGAUGCCCCUUGUGUACCCAAAUCCAGACAUCCUCUGACCCAGACGCCCUUUGUGUACCCAAAUCCAGAUGCCCAUCCAGACACCCCAGUCAACCCCAAAAUUCAGUCCCGGUCGUGUUACGCAUACGGAAGACUGGUGCAAGUCUGAUGAUGUUGUGUUAAAGAACACCCUUUAUUCCCUCUCAUUUUCGUCAUACCUGUUCUUUAAGUGACCAAGAAAACAAAGGACAUUGCAUCUAUGCUCUGUAAGAUGAAGAAAUAUCCCUCUAUCUCCGGCCUUUUUAUGAACGUGAUAUAUUAUACAUCUAUAAUUCAAAAUUAUUUUAUAAAAUGCUGUCACAUGCCUGGUCUUCAAAGUAAUUCAUUUAAAUUUUUACUUGGAAAAAGUGCACAUCAUAUUUUUCUUUUUACAAUACAAAUAUGAUAUGAUCAGAUGUGGUUUUAUAUGGGCAGAUAGGAUACUGCUUUUUUUAUAUAAAUAUAAUUGUUUGUUUUGGAUGUAGAUUUUGUUAUAUUAGUGCCUUUAUCCAAACGUGCGUUCAAGAUGGCAAACAUUAGCUAACGUUCGCCAACACAUUUAAACUAAAUAAAUAAAGUCUGUUCGCCGCCGCCGCCAAAGUUAGCUUACGUUAGCGAACAGUUUGAAAAGGUAGCUAGUGCAACAAAAAUAUCUGCUGAUUGAGAAAACAGCGAUCAAAAGUUGACAAUUAUUUGGCUGUUACACGUUAAUCAUUGUAAUAUUGGUUCUUACCUUAAAAAUAAAUCACAGGUAAGCGAAGAAUCACCUAGCUGGCAUUGUUUGACCCAAGUCGCAUCCAUCUGUAUUAGAAAGUCGUUGGAGAUUAACUUUUUAAAUCGUUCAAGAGUAAUGCAGCGAACAUGUGCUGUCUUGAACCCACGUCGGGUACCAGGUAAUCUGAACUUCUUUAUUAAAUAUGCUACGGAAAAUUGUAUUUCUGGGUAAAAACAGAAGGUAUGUAAAGAGAAACUGCAAGCAAUCAAGAGCCAGAAGAGUACACAGUAAAAUGUGCAGUGUUACUUCAACUCUAACAGUGUUUUUGAGUCCAUGAGGGACCACAUUUACUGGGUAAGAGUUGUUUUAACUGAAUAUUUUAUUGUGUAAACAGACAUAUUGCAGACAUGACAUUGUCAGGGACUGAAGAAUUGUUUUUAAGGAUAAUUUUAAAAUGAGUUUUUGUCUGUUUUUCCACAUUAAUUUCUUAAUAGAAAAUAAAAUGCACUAUUUACAAGGUACUGUUUUUAUAACUGGAAUGAUUUAUUUUGACAAGAAUUGCUUGGAUUCGUUCAAAAGCUCUAAGGUGACAGAAGCAAGAAUUUUUACAGUGACAUUUUCUGAAAAUGAAUAGGUUUGUUUGCUGUGGCUCGACAUUUUCAAAAUGUAUGAGAAAUGCUAAUUAUCA
Molecule: messenger RNA, 2628 nt
Organism: Conger conger (European conger)
Lineage: Eukaryota; Metazoa; Chordata; Actinopteri; Anguilliformes; Congridae
Product: tetraspanin-1-like
Exons: 9
Coding region: 403-1128 (241 amino acids)
Cellular component (GO): membrane
Source: RefSeq, a predicted model, not a curated record